CUCGGUUUUAUGAAGACGAAGAUCAAAUACCUAAAACUUGUCUAUAAUUAGAGGAAGACCUUUCACGACCUGUAGACAUACCGAUUUUUCGUGUGGUAGAUGCUGCCAGCUGAAUAGACAUAUCUGAAUUCAGAGAUGUCGGACAUAAGGGUAUCGUUGGUUGUUGUUUUGAUAGCUCUUACAAUAGGAUCUAUUGAUGGAAGAAACACACCGAGAAGGAAAUCAAAUACACAAACAAAUUGGAAAAGUUUCUUCUGUUCCACAUGGUUUCACUGGCCUUGGUUGGAAAAUUCAAAUUUGGUGUCGUAUUCAAGAGAAAGAGUUUCACAAAAGCGGUCCUUUGUAAGAGAUUGUGAAGUUGAUGUUGGCACCUGUCCAGUAGGUGCAUGCUUCAAGUGUCCCGAUUCCGGUUACAUUUGUCCAGAGACAGAGACUCGAACUCAUACAUGUCAGGAAUUCGGCACCUGGUCGUAUGAGUAUGUAAAGAAAUGUAUAUGUUGUAAGGAUCAUGGUUUGACAGUGAACGUUAAAAUUGUUGAUUCUGAAACUAAAGUUGGGAUUGAAGGAAUAAACAUUCGAUUUGAAAAGAAUAUCAUCGGUGACUCAGAUGCAAACGGUCGUUUGGUGUCUGUAGUGCCAUCUGAUUCAAGAAACAUAGUGAUACGUGCAACUGAUUUAAAAACUGAUACUUAUAUAGAAACUGUUAAAAUAUAUGACAUCAUGGAAGGAUUUUUCACGACGGUAGAGGUGGAAAUAGCAAUGGUCAGAAAAACGUUUUCACUUGAAUUCGAUGCCACUAAGAAGAUAAGCAUCUGCCUGUCAGAGAAUCAAAAUUGUUUAGAAUCCAAAGAUGGGACGCCACAAAUAGACAUUGCACCAGGGAGUUUAAGAAAUAAUAACAGACAGAUAUACAAAGGACUUGUAAAGAUAAGCAUUUCUCUUAUAGACGAAAGUAAUGAGAACUCAGAAGCUAAGAUACCAGGACGUUAUGUAUCUUCAACAAGCAACCCCGUCGCUAAAAUUAUUCCGCUAUUAACAUUUUCAUUAGAUUUUAGGAGCAACAAUAAUGAAAAGCUCCGGAUAAGCGAAACCGUGAAUUUUUUUAGUAGCGACUCGAACAACGCUAGGAUCUGGAACAUAGACUUACAAACAGGUUUUUGGCGGGAAGCAAAAACAACUUCCGUUACAAAGAGAAGAAAACGACAAACUGCGGAUCAGACACAAUUUUUGACAACGAUUGUGAGUGGACAGUGGAUGACGCUUGGUCAGAUAUCUAGUUUACCUAGCUGCUAUAUUAAAGCAAAAGUAUUUGACGAAUCAAGUGGUACGGAUAUAAGUAACAGUUUAACCACAUUUUAUCAGUCUGAAAUUAUUGCCACAGACAGUAAUAACCAGAAGAUACGAUAUUAUUUUGCUCCGACACAAACGCUAGAGGACACUUGUUUCGAAGUAAGCUGUCCGACUGACUCUUCGCUGUCAGGAACUAUACAACUUAAAGCUAUUGUAAAUGUUGGUACUCCAUUGACUUCAGCGAUUACGUAUCUUAGUUCAAAACCCCUAGGAGAUUACGAGCUAUCGAUACAGUCUAAGCACACAAACAUUGAAUAUAGUUCUACAAGUUAUCUUGAAGAGCCAGGAACAUAUGCUAAAUUUACAUCUGAUCCAGACGGACCAUUCUUCGAAGAUAUUUCCACUUGCGUAGGGUCGGAUGCUACGAAACCAGCAUUCCAUUUUAUUUAUUCUGAUCCAUUAACAACCGUGUCCCCCUCAACGACUCAUGCAAAGCUUUGCACUGCUAGAAUCGGGUUUGAGGACCCUGAAGGACUCUUCUUUAAAUAUUUGUCAAGUUUAGAUACGUUACCCACUAUAGAGGCCAUAAGCACCUGGGAAGAAGGCUAUGACAGGUUUUAUUUUACAGACUUUAGUAGGAUGGAAUACUCAUCUGGUGGAGGAUAUUACUACGCAUGCGUAAAAUACCGAUGUGCUCCACCGGCAGAAGAACCAUACGAUGAAAGUAUUGGCGACACGGCAUUAUAUUUAGACAUUCUCUUACCGGAUAAAGUCAAAAUCGAUUUAAAUGAUGACGGGGUAAUGGUAGACCAAAGUGUUGACUGCAAGACAGGGAAUUGUCAUGGGCCUUUCUGUAUUUCACAAUAUCAAUACAAAGCGGACAAGAAUUUCAUAGAUGGAAGUCUUUGGGUGGAAAGAGGAAACAAUGUACCUGGCAGUUUCUUUUUACCAACUAGCGAUCCCCUGGCAACAGACACUUGCAGUGCUAGUUCAAUAACAACAGACUUUGCUUAUACUAUGAAAUGCUUUUUUGGAAACCCUCAGUAAUUGAAGUGUUUUGAAAAUGUAAUGAAUUUUAUGCUUUAAUUACAUUACCUGUGUUAUCUUUUUUCUCGUAUGAAAGUAAAUUGUAUAGACAGUUUUAAUUUAUAUGUAGUAUAAAUGUACAUAAUUCCAAGCUCGUGCGAACAAGACUUUACAAAGUCAACAAAAUGUAAUAUUGUAUAACUACUCGCUGUUAAAGCACACAUGUAUUAUAUAACUUUUGUAAUAUGCACACGAAAAACAAAACGGAAUUAUCUAUCUUUAUGCAUAACAUUUUUUUAAAUUUUAUUUAUUCAUUUUUUUGCUAUGACAAGCGUCUUAAUAACUAAUUGUCAAUCAUGAAUAUAAUUGUUUUGAGGGUUGUUUUGGUAUUUUAGUGAUAUAAUUCCAUAUAUUUAAAUAUAUAGAAUUUUACCAUGUUGAGGCAAAAUAUAUUCCAUAUUUUACGGAAAACUUAAAAAACAUUAAAUGUUGCCGUCAAGAAAACACAAACAAUAUAAGUUGUUAAUGAAAACUCACAUUUGCUAAAUUGCUACAUAGUUGAAAUUGUACAGCAUGCAGUAAUACAUUGAUUAUUAAAACAUGCGUGACAUGUUUUAAUGUAUGACCACCCUAAUGGGUUUUUUUACGGAACUGGAAAAUUUACAACAUAGGUCAGAGGAUGCCUGUAUGCAAAAUUUACCGUACGGUUAACGAGUUAUGGACACUUUUCUGAACUUAAGCUUUGAUAUUAGAAGGGCUCUUUCACUAGAAUUGAGGAAUCUUUAAAUAAUCUAUUAUUUCAUC
Messenger RNA from Ruditapes philippinarum (Manila clam), 3120 nucleotides. RefSeq lists its product as uncharacterized. The record is from RefSeq and is a predicted model, not a curated record. Bases 136 to 2337 code for a protein of 733 amino acids. The transcript has 4 exons. NCBI's taxonomy places the organism in Eukaryota, Metazoa, Mollusca, Bivalvia, Venerida, Veneridae.